AUUCGUUGUUAAGAAAUAUGUAUUUUCGUUCGAGUAAACUCUUCACUUUACGAUAGAUACUGAGUUUCUGUUUAAAAUCUUUACGCUACUACGAGUUCUUUGAGUUAACGCACUCUUUUUCGUAAAGAAGAAGAAGAAGAAGAAGAAGAAGAAGAAGAAGAAGGAGGAGGAUAAAAUAACAAGGAUAAGAAUAAAAAUAAAGAAAUAACGUUUAUGGAAGCUGAUAAUAAGAGUAAUUGUCCUAUUUGUACUAGUUGUUUACAGGAGAAAAAUUCAAGAUUUUUACCUUGUAAUUCUCAUCAUAAAGUCUGUUUGCAGUGUUUAAAUCACUUGGCAAAGUUUAUAAGAGUUGGCUAUGAAUUUUGCUGUCCUAUUUGUCAGACAAGUAUUAUAUGGCCUGAAAAGGGGGUUAGUUCUUUUAAAGGUAGUCUAAGAAACGGUAAACUGAUAAAGGAACACGAAAGUUAUAAUUAUAGACACGAAGAAGAUGGAAUAAACGAUUGUUUUACAAAAGAUUUUAAAGAGGGAUUAUCAAGAGAAUUAAUCUCAAUUAGGGAAGACGAAGUAAAAGAACUAGAUAAAUUAGAGAAUCAAGUUAAUGAUAUUAUUAGUAUUAUUAAAAAAGAACGUAAUAUAUUAAAAGAUGAAUUGGAAACGUUUUAUGCAAAUAAGAAAAUGAAAAUAAAGCAAUUAAUUGAAAAAGCAGAAAUUUUUAGUUCAUACCCGAAAUUGGAAAGAUUUAAAAAUGAAGAUGAAGUUUUAGAAUGGAAGAUUAAGCAGAUGAAAACUAAACUGUUAAAGGCGAGAAAAGAGACGCUAGGAGAAAAAGCUUUCUUUAAGCCAGUAUUUAGUAAGGAUACAUUAGAAAUUGGAAGAAUUCUUUCACCUUAUUCGGAUCAGCCAACAUACGAAUAUUCAACAUUAUUCAAAGGAUUUAUAUGCCAAAGCCUUUCAUCGCCGAACGAUAAACAUUACGCAUUAGUCGCCUCAGGUAAUACAGAUCGAUUAUACGAUGUAGAAAGUGGAGAGAAAUUAAUAAAAUUCAACGCAAAGGUAACGUCCGCAUCACUAGAUAACAAUGACCAUCUUUACAUCAUGAUCAAAUGUGAAUCGGAUGAAUUCUCCAUUGGUAAAAUCAAUACAAAAUCAAAGAAGAUUGAAUGGUUUUACGUACAAGAUAAAAUAACAAUCUAUUUCAUCGAAACCGAUUGGAUAAAGAAUAACAUCUGCUUUAUAGAAAAUAAUAACUUUUGGAUCUAUGACGAUAGGGAUAAAACGUUAAAAUAUAGACAAUUUAAUCAAACUAUCUGCGAUUUUAAGGUAUCGAAGGAAAAUAUUUAUAUAUUGUUUCACGACAAAACUAUUGAAUGCUUAGAAACUAGUACGGGGUUAGUCAGAAACUACGAUAUCGAAACUGGCAAUAAGGACUUUUCUAUUAGAUUAGAUAUCAUUAAUAAGCUUGUUAAAGGAAGUGUAUUAUUAUCAAAUUCCACUGGUAUUUAUGUUGUUUCACCCAAAACGGAUACUGCAAUUUUCUAUCGUCACGAAAGAAUUUUCAACUAUGGAAGAAUCUUAAGUUAUAGUUUAACAAAUACUGAGAUUAUCUUCUCUAUUAGAACUUAUUUAUCAAUGGAAAAGUUGAUUUUAGCACAUUACAAAUUAUAAUUAGAUUGAUUGUUUAUUUAUUUAAUAUCCUAUUAUAUGACACACACACACACACACACACAUACUUCUUCACUUUCCUAUCUUUCCAAUAUCUUUAUCAAUACGUUUAAAUAUCCUCGAAUAUGCCAACAAAAGAAUUCAGAAUUAACAUAUCUGAUAUAAAACGGUUAUGCAAACAAAUCACAAAGUAAAAAAUAGGUUAAGAACGUUUUAAAUAAUUACAUAUUACUAUAAUAAUUCUUAAUAAUAUUUUUAAUAUAAUAUAAGCCUAGUUUUGAAUAUGAUAACAACGG
Dimorphilus gyrociliatus is the source of this 1958-nucleotide messenger RNA. NCBI's taxonomy places the organism in Eukaryota, Metazoa, Annelida, Polychaeta, Dinophilidae. The record is from the annotation of a GenBank genome assembly.